Messenger RNA from Penicillium antarcticum, 492 nucleotides. Its product is annotated as FAD-dependent oxidoreductase. Bases 1 to 492 code for a protein of 163 amino acids. NCBI's taxonomy places the organism in Eukaryota, Fungi, Ascomycota, Eurotiomycetes, Eurotiales, Aspergillaceae. The record is from RefSeq and is a predicted model, not a curated record. The transcript has a single exon. Gene Ontology annotation, molecular function: monooxygenase activity.
AUGGAAUCUGGGCAACCACCUCGCGAUAUCCUCAUUGUGGGCGCUGGCCUCGCGGGAGUGGCCUGCGCCAUUGCCAUUUCCCAAGAGCUAGGGCCUUUUGUUCCCGAUCUCAAGAUUCGAGUCUUUGAGCGAAAUGAUUUCCCCUCCACCUCGGGGGGUGCGAUUAAUUUGACACCGGUGGCCCAGCGGCAUCUCGCCAGUUUAGGAGUCAUGGAGGAACUGAACCGAAUGGGCACACAUGGCGGCGCCGAUAUCGAUUCAAUUGAGUUACUAUCAAUUACUUCUGCUCGACCGGUCGGAUCGAUUGAUUUCACAGACCGAGCUGGCAAUGAUUAUAGCGGGUACAAGGGCCGUCGGGUCAUGCGCGUGGUUCUUUUGAUGGCUAUGAUCAACACCGCUGAGCACGCCCACAAUAUCGAGUUCAUUUAUGGCAAGAAAUUCACUAGUGGAGGAGAGAUCAAUGACAAGGCUGCUGUAUAUUUUGAGGAUUGA